Molecule: messenger RNA, 3075 nt
Organism: Arabidopsis thaliana (thale cress)
Lineage: Eukaryota; Viridiplantae; Streptophyta; Magnoliopsida; Brassicales; Brassicaceae
Product: Mitochondrial transcription termination factor family protein
Exons: 2
Coding region: 247-1503 (418 amino acids)
Cellular component (GO): cytoplasm
Molecular function (GO): nucleic acid binding
Source: RefSeq, marked reviewed
UCAUAAUCAUCAUAAACCCUAAAAAAUCGUUUUUUUUUUCCUUCUCCUCAAAUUUGAACCCUUGAAAGAUCCAUCACUCAUCAACUCUUUAACGGCACGAGUCACCACUGAUCGAUGAUUGAGUCUUUUGUCUUCCCUGCUCAACAUAAGUUUGAGAUUUGUGCUCGAAUUGAGUUAGAUUGAUUGGUAGAAUUGCUUCAAAAAUUGUUAUUUUCGGGAUUUGUAGUAAUCGCAUUGCCUGUUGUCAUGUAUGCUCUGAUACUCCAUGGAAGAAGGUUGGUACAGUUGCAGAAAUGGUGUAACUUUAGUCUUUCAGUGCAAAAGGCAUCACCUACAUCCAAUUUCUUCUCCUCUGCUUCUGCUGCGUGUUUGAGUCCUAGAGUUGGUCGAAAAGGAAACAACUUUACAGUCUCUUACCUUGUUGAUUCAUUGGGCUUAACCACAAAACUCGCUGAAUCCAUUUCACGGAAGGUUAGCUUCGAGGACAAGAACAAUCCUGAUUCUGUUCUGAAUCUUUUGACAAGUCAUGGGUUCACAGGUUCUCAGAUCUCCACCAUCAUUAGGGAUUACCCACAGUUGCUUAUAGCAGAUGCUGAGAAAUCACUUGGUCCCAAGCUUCAGUUUUUGCAGUCUAGAGGAGCUUCAAGCUCUGAAAUCACUGAGAUUGUUUCUUCAGUUCCGGAAAUAUUGGGAAAGAAAGGGCACAAAACUAUCAGCGUAUACUAUGAUUUCAUCAAAGACACUUUGCUUGAGAAGAGUUCCAAGAACGAAAAGUUAUGUCAUUCUUUGCCACAGGGUAAUCUGGAGAACAAGAUCAGAAAUGUAUCGGUUUUAAGAGAAUUGGGAAUGCCUCACAAGUUGUUAUUCUCCUUGCUCAUCUCCGAUAGCCAACCUGUAUGUGGAAAAGAAAAAUUUGAAGAAACCCUCAAGAAAGUUGUUGAGAUGGGUUUUGAUCCUACCACCUCAAAGUUUGUCGAAGCUCUACAAGUUAUUUACAAAAUGAACGAGAAAACAAUCGAAGAAAAAGUCCAUCUCUAUAAAAGCUUAGGCUUUGAUGUGGGAGAUGUAUGGUCAAGUUUUAAAAAGUGGCCAAUCUCGCUGAGAGUAUCGGAGAAGAAGAUGUUGGACUCCAUUGAAACAUUUCUUGGCCUAGGAUUCAGCAGAGAUGAGUUUGCCAAGAUGGUCAAGCACUUUCCUCCGUGCAUUGGAUUAUCUACAGAGACGGUCAAAAAGAAAACUGAGUUUCUGGUGAAGAAGAUGAAUUGGCCACUAAAGGCUGUUGUUUCAAACCCUGCGGUAUUUGGAUAUAGCCUGGAGAAGAGGAUUGUUCCAAGGGGUAACGUAAUCAAAGCUCUCAUGUCCAAAGGAUUGAUGAGAAAUGAACUCCCUUCGAUAUCGUGUGUCCUCAUGUGUACCAAGCAGGUGUUUUUAAACAGGUAUGUGGCGAAUCACGUGGACAAGCAGCUGGUGACGGAGUUGAUGGCUAUCUAUCGUGCUUCAUAAAUUUAAACUCUUUCUCUCUCUUUAAACUGUAAUUUUCCCAUAUAUUACUGAGGUUUCUAGCCAAAGAGCUGCAGGGGACAUGUGAAUCCAAAUUCUAUGUUUGUUGAUUUCUUCUAAAGCAGAGAUAGUUUCUGAAUUCACUGUGACAUUGUUUGGAUAUGGAGUUGAAUGAUGCAAUGCAGCUCUUGAGUUCUACGAUUGAUCACAUUGGUGAUCUUGGUCUUUACUUGCUAUGGCGUUUCAUACUCAUUUUUUCUGAGCUUAUGGUACAUUGUCCCACAUCAUUAGGACUCAUAAAUCAUAUUAUCAUCCAAUCCAGGUUGGUAAAAUCUGGAAUCUAGCUAUUACUCUAGAAACUUCAAAGCUCUGGAUGGUUUGAAGUUUGGUGAGUUUUUGCGAUGGCUGACGACCAUUGGAGUGAACACACUCAAGUUUAUUUCUCUGUUUGACCUACAAGGUAAUAUGCUUUUUAGUGUACACACUCAAGCUUAUUACUCUAGGUUUAUUGAAUAAAUCGAAGGAUAUGAUCAUCGAAACCGUUUCACACUCAACGUUGUUAUGGGGUAUCAUUGAGAUAAUGUAUUGCUUUGGUUGUUCAUUAAUGUGCUCACUCAACGCAUUUGCCCCCAAUAUCUCUGGAAACUAAUUGUAACAGAACUCUCUUUUCCUUUUUUUUAGUCUUAUUGUGUUUUUAGCCAUAUGAGAUAUGGUUCCCUUGUAAAAAAGGCAAUCUACAAGUUUACAAGGGUACGUUAAAAGUUAAAACUAUGGUAAGUUCCUUUCAUCUUUGAAGAAUUCAGAAUCUAUUUUCAUAAAAGUUUGCACCUUUAACCUGAAUUUAGCUAUGGGAUGAUCGAAGGCCAUUUACUUUACUUCUUAGAGCUUUGUUUACUCAGCGAUGGACCUGUGCAAUUGUGAGUUGCUAGAAAUAUUUCUCGGAAAACCUUAUUCGCAGUCGUAUUUGUGGCUAUUCAGGUCUUGAGAAGGAAAGGAGAAUUAGGAAGUCAGAAGAGAUGAGAAAUGUUUCAAAAUAGCUCUUUGAAAAGUUGAAAUAUCGGUUGAAAAUGCUUGGUGGUUUAAAGGUGGAGGUGCAGGUCCUGUGGCUAUAUAGAGGGUUUAAUAUUUUGGCUGAGGGAUUAUCUAUUGUUGAGAAGCUUGGUGGUUCGUAUACUGAAGGUAAAUUAUGAUCUUUGUACAGUUUCUGAUACCGUCAUAUACUCUCAUUGAUGAACUUAUUCUGGACUGGGUGCUGGUGAUGUCUAAUUCUCUGUAUUCCGGAAGAGGUAAAAGGACUUGCAUUUUAGCAGAAUCACGGGGAGGAACCAAAAAGCAAAGCUUUCUAUGGAAAAAAUCCAAGGCCUUUUACUUUUACUUGUUAGAGCCAGAAAAAUGGAUAAGCUUUGUUUGCCCUGCGUUUGAGGGUUUCUUAAAUUGUUUUGGAUGAUGAAAUGAAGAAGUUUCUGUUGUUGCUUGACAUUAAGUUCUGUUGUCUUGUUACUUUGGUGUUCUAACAAACCGACCUUAACUCGUGCAUGAUAUACUUAACUUCAAUGUUGUCACGACAAGUCCAGC